Ambispora leptoticha is the source of this 140-nucleotide messenger RNA. The record is from the annotation of a GenBank genome assembly. Lineage: Eukaryota; Fungi; Glomeromycota; Glomeromycetes; Archaeosporales; Ambisporaceae.
GUUUGAAAAUCUCGAGAUUUUAGGUUUUCGGGUUUUGGACGUUCAGGAUUUUGGAAUUUUUGGGCGUCGAGAUUUCGAGGGUAGAUCUGCUAUUUUUAUAAUAAAUAAUAUAGUAAUGUGGAACUUGAAAUUAACUGAAA